Molecule: messenger RNA, 1264 nt
Organism: Macadamia integrifolia
Lineage: Eukaryota; Viridiplantae; Streptophyta; Magnoliopsida; Proteales; Proteaceae
Product: DDRGK domain-containing protein 1
Exons: 8
Coding region: 205-1101 (298 amino acids)
Source: RefSeq, a predicted model, not a curated record
GACCGGACACGGAAUUUACCCGAUCCGGGGUUUCGUAAAAAACCCGGACACCAAAUUUCGUGAACUAUGAGGUCGGACAUGAUCGAAAUUUCGUCUCUUGCCCAACUUCUCUCUUGAGUCUCUUGUAAAUGUGUAAAACCAAAGCUUGAAGUUUGUUUCUCACUUCUAAUCCUCGCCGGAAGUUGCAGCAGCAAAGAGAAAAAUAUGGAGGAAAUCCUUGUGGCAUUUUUUUGUAUGUUUCUCGUUCUUGCGUUAAUCCCACUCUAUAUAUGGAGACGCCAUCAAAUUUCUAGAUUACCUGAGGAACGCGGUGGCGAAGAAGAUCAGGUUCCGAGGAGAGAAACUGUAGUUCGCCCUUCUGGAGCUCGCCGGAUGCGGCGGAGACCGGCUGGCGGCGCCAGUUCUUCUGCAGGUCCAUCCGCAAUAGCAGAAGAGAUUGUUGAUGGAAGUGAUGAGGAUGUUCUUGAGGAUGACAAGUUUGGUGCUAAAGCAUCCAAGAAAAAAGAUAAGAGACGGCAAGAGCGGGAUGCACAACGACAGGCUGAGGAAGCAGCACGUGAUACAAGGCAGGCAAAACAAGACCGAUAUGCAGAAAUGCGGAGGUUGAAAGAUGAAGAACGUGAAGCACAGGAGCGUUUGCUGGAGGAAGAAGCCAAGGCUCGAAAAGCCAAGGAAGAGGAAGCUGCUGCAUUGGAGUUUGAGAAGUGGAAAGGAGAGUUUUCUGUUGAUGAAGAAGGAACGAUUGGGAGUGAAGUACAAGAUGGGAGCCAGGGCUUGCUUUUUGAUUUUGUGGAAUACAUCAAGAAACACAAGUGUGUGCCAUUAGAAGAUCUUGCUGCAGAGUUCAAACUACGGACUCAGGAUUGCAUUAAUCGGAUCACCUCACUGGAAGAUAUGGGUCGCCUCUCUGGUGUCAUGGAUGAUCGAGGAAAAUAUAUAUACAUCUCGCAGGAGGAAAUGAAAGCCGUUGCUGAUUACAUUAAGCGUCAAGGGAGGGUUAGCAUUUCACACCUGGCUAGCAAGUCUAAUCAGUUCAUUGAUUUAGAACCAAAAGUUCAAUUAGUUGAAGACAUGAGUUCAGAGGGAAUUACUGUUGCCUAAUUCAAUGUAAAGUUAUCAAUUUUUAGCUGUUACUUAUGGUGGACUUCGGAUGUGUCGACCUUUUGAAAAGAAAAUUAAGCACUCGUAUCUCAUGUUUAACAUAGAGGUGGAAACUGCAGAUGUUAUUUUCUUAAAUUAUAGCUAUAAUUACAUCUUACUUACA